AGCCACACUACCGAUCCUGCCAAAAGGGUCCGGACUUCGUGUAGAACCGUGUGCAACAGCGCCUGCUCUAGCGAGGUCUUGUAUUUUCCUUCUUAAACCAAAACCACGGAUGGAAAGGAACCCCCCUGAUGGUGCAGGCCCUGUCCACGUGCCACUGGGACAUAUUGUGGCUAGUGAAAAAUGGCGCGGGUCCCAGCUGGCUCAGGAGAUGCAAGGGAAAGUUAGACUUGUUUUUGAGGAGGGUCUGGCACCAGCAGACUUUUACCUGUCCAGCAAAUCUUGCAUUCUCUAUAUCACUGAAGCAGAUCUGGUGGCUGGACAUGGCUACAGAAAGAGACUUGUUCUUCUUAGAAACUCUGGACACCUUCAAGGGAUUGUCAUCGUGGAAAAAACAAAGAUAAGUGAACAGUACUUCCCGGCAGUCCAGAAGUUCACGGUGCUAGAACUCGGGAUGGUGUUGCUUCCGGUGGCGGACCAGUCGGAAGCAUCCUGCCUCAUCUUCCAGUUGGUUCAAGAACAAACCAGAGAGCCCAGCAAGAACCCUUUCCUCAGGAAGAAGCGCUCUACGCUCUCCGAGCUGCCCCUCGUUCACACUGUGCAGCAGAUCCCAGGGGUCGGAAAGGUCAAGGCCCCGCUUCUGCUCCAGAAGUUUCUGAGCAUCCAGCAACUGAGUAACGCUUCGGUCCACGACCUGGAGGAGGUCGUGGGGCGCGCAGCAGCGCAGCAGAUCCACGCUUUCUUCACCCGCCAACAGCAGCAGCCUCGCAGCUGA
Molecule: messenger RNA, 772 nt
Organism: Acomys russatus (golden spiny mouse)
Lineage: Eukaryota; Metazoa; Chordata; Mammalia; Rodentia; Muridae
Gene: Faap24
Product: FA core complex associated protein 24
Exons: 4
Coding region: 110-772 (220 amino acids)
Biological process (GO): interstrand cross-link repair
Cellular component (GO): Fanconi anaemia nuclear complex
Molecular function (GO): chromatin binding
Source: RefSeq, a predicted model, not a curated record